This is a messenger RNA of Neurospora hispaniola, 624 nucleotides long. RefSeq lists its product as uncharacterized. NCBI's taxonomy places the organism in Eukaryota, Fungi, Ascomycota, Sordariomycetes, Sordariales, Sordariaceae. The record is from RefSeq and is a predicted model, not a curated record. The coding region runs from base 1 to 624 and encodes 207 amino acids. The transcript is spliced from 5 exons.
AUGCACGGGGGAGGCAUGAUCUUUGUGCCUCCCACGGCGCAGUUGCAGCUCCGCUGCCUCAAGCUGCCCUCUUCUUCUCGCAAAGUCGUCGGCGCGCACCCUUCCCAGCUGGACAGCAGACGGAGCACAUUCUUCUUGGCAGCGCUCAUCAGAUCGUGUACAGUCUACUCGCUCGCUCGGAGCGCUCAAGGCCGUAUUGGUCGGUGGUGCGAAGCGGCGGGUCCCGGAAAAAAGCACCAGAAUUUGGCAGAGAAUCAUUUGCGCAUCUCCCUUGGACGGCGCAUCACCAUCAUCGAGCGAGAUCUCGGUCCUAUCUUGGUAGCGAGGCGGCAGAUUGCAAACCCAUCUAACCCAUCCCUGCGCGCCCAAGCCCAGCCCUUCCGCUCCGCUUACACAGAACCCAUCUAUCCCUCCAUCCCUUUCGCGGCUACAUUCACCCCCUCGCCUUGGGUGUUCACGUCCACUUACACGGCGCUAGUCUUCCUCAUUCAGAAGAGCGAGGUCACUGGGUACGUUGACCUUACACCCCGCCCAGCGGUGGUGAUCUCCCCGAUGUCCAAUUACCCUUGCAUGAUUGGCAUGUCCCCCUCCAAAGACAACAACAUAACAACAAUCUUGAAUUAA